This is a messenger RNA of Plenodomus lingam JN3, 960 nucleotides long. RefSeq lists its product as uncharacterized. The record is from RefSeq and is a predicted model, not a curated record. Gene Ontology annotation, molecular function: monoacylglycerol lipase activity. Lineage: Eukaryota; Fungi; Ascomycota; Dothideomycetes; Pleosporales; Leptosphaeriaceae. Gene Ontology annotation, cellular component: mitochondrion. Gene Ontology annotation, biological process: acylglycerol catabolic process.
AUGAGUCAGACAGAGGAUAGUGUUGAUUGUGAAAAAUUUGCACGCUUGAGUGUCGGGAUACGGCUAAUCAGCACCGCACCGGGUACCGGUUCCGAUCGGAACACUUCCAUCUCAAUACGCACCAGCUCUGAACGAACCUACAAACAACCACCGAAUCUUUCCAAGAUGCCACUCCUACGCCUCGGAUACAAGCAAAUUCACUAUGCGGAUCUGAAACCACAAGGAGAUGUGCGGGAGACGUUCAUCAUGAUACACGGGCUGGGGUCCUCCCAGGACUAUUACUAUGCCGUUGCUCAAGGUCUGGUCGCCGGCGGCUUCAGAUGUAUUCUUUUCGACAAUACGGGUUCGGCGCGGUCGCCUUAUACCUUUGUCGAGCAAAGUGUCAAAACGCUGGGGGAUGAUAUCAUCGGCAUCCUGGAUGUACUUGAGGUUCCCAAGGCCAUCGUUGUUGGCCACAGUAUGGGAGGCAUUGUGGCUGCAGACCUUGCUGCAGAAAGAAGCGAUAGAAUAGUCGCGGCUGUGUUGGUUGGACCAGUGUACCCAAGCAAGGAGGCAGCCCCGAGAUUCGGGCAGCGAAUUACGAUUGUGGAAAAGGAAGGCAUCCAACCUCUAGCAGACACCGUGCCUCAUGCGGCCGUAGGGAAGAACGCAUCUCCUCUGGUCAAGGCUUUCAUUCGUGAAUUGCUCCUUGGCCAAGAUCCCGCCGGCUACAUAUCGAAUUGCCGAAUCAUUGUCAACGCCGAGGUACCCAACUACAGCAAGAUCAGCAUCCCGACCUUGAUCAUUGCGGGUGAAGAGGAUACGAGUGCACCGAUGGAGGGAAGCAAGAAGAUGUUUGAGGAGAUUGGGACAACGGAAAAGAGGCUGGAGAUUAUGCAGGGCGUUGGGCACUGGCACUGUCUCGAAGGCCCUGACGAAGUCGUUGAGCUGAUACAGACGUUUUACGACCAGAUACAAUGA